Messenger RNA from Branchiostoma floridae (Florida lancelet), 3481 nucleotides. Its product is annotated as biogenesis of lysosome-related organelles complex 1 subunit 1-like. The transcript is spliced from 6 exons. Gene Ontology annotation, cellular component: BLOC-1 complex. NCBI's taxonomy places the organism in Eukaryota, Metazoa, Chordata, Leptocardii, Amphioxiformes, Branchiostomatidae. The record is from RefSeq and is a predicted model, not a curated record. The coding region runs from base 180 to 560 and encodes 126 amino acids. Gene Ontology annotation, biological process: endosomal transport.
CAGCUGAUUCAGUAUGGCGGAAGUGAGGUGACAGGAAAACUUUACGACAACACCUGACGAAACUUAGGUAUUUCUCAGUAACCUGACGUGACACGCUUCCACAGGUGAUGCCUUAACGACCUAUGAUCCCCUAAGCUUCCGACGGCGUCAUUAAUACGAAGUAACAAGGGUGAUACACCAUGCUGUCUGCUAUGUUAAAGGAGCAUCAGGCUCGACAACAGCAACACAGAGAACUGCAAGAGAAAAGAAGAAAGGAUACUAUAGCAGCAGCCACAGCUGUAACUCUAGCUUUAGGAGAAAAUCUCAACUCUGGGGUUUCCCAAGCAUAUGUGAACCAGAAGAAGUUGGAUGCAGAAGCUAAACAACUGCAGACCCAAGCUGCUACAUACGCCAAGAAGACUCUACAAUGGCUGGCUGUAGUGGAGGGCUUUAACCAAGCACUCAAGGAAAUCGGAGAUGUGGAGAACUGGGCCCGCAGUAUUGAGAGUGACAUGAGAAUAAUCAGCACAGCGCUGGAAUAUGUAUAUAAAGAUGAAGCCUCCAAACCUCCAGGCAUGUAGCCAUUCCCUCAUCAUCCACAAACCCAUACCUUACUGCAGCAGGAAACUCACAACUGCAUCCAUUGCGUGAUGGAACAAUUGUCAUAGUAAUUGAGAUUGGAGGAAGUCCAUAGAUUUGCUGUCAAGAGGUACAUGUAGUAAAAAUACUGAUCCCCCUUAAAGGUUAACAAUAUCUUAAUGCAAACCAGGCAGCCAAAACCUGUAGAACUGAUAUACAGAACUUAGACACAAUAAAAUGAAAUUGUUGUCUCAUGUUUAUUUCAAUGUGUGUCAUGAUGACAUCAUAACUUCUCAGAUGUGUCAUGUUGAGGUAGUUUCUGGGAUGUGCCUGACUAUCUCCCUACCUAUCCUCCUUUGCUCUGAAUAUAUCUUCAAUAGUGCAGCAAGCAUCUUUUCACAGUUGUUGGUGGUGUACAGAUUAAAUGAAUGUGUACUACAGUAAAUGAAUAAAUUAAUGCCAAUAUGAACAUACUUGUGUGUGCUUCUUGUCUUUCCAAAGGAUGACAAUGUACCAUUUUGCUUAAAAAUGUAAAAUAGAAACAGAAAUGCUAUUGUUUUGUAUGCAUCUGGGCUAUGAAAUAAACUACAGUAGAUGAAAACAAGACAGACAUCCGUGCAGUGAUUUAAAUGUUUAUAUCAAGUUUUCUCUACCAAACGGACAUCAUCACUUUCUGUAGAAAUGAUCAGUUGACAAGAGGGUGUAGAAGGGUUUUUCCUGACUUCAUAGGACCUAGAUAUAUUGUAAGAUACCAUAUCAACCAAAUUGUAAUGCAAAUCUUAAUCAAAUCCAUGGACUAUUUCCUAAAGCCAACAAGUUUGAAGUCAAAUGGAAUGCAUUAGUCUGAAUCCUCGUAAAUAUUUUAGAAACUGAAUUCUUAAAUACCCUUCCACACCCCUGUGUACCUUUGAAGAGACUUUUUAUUAAAGUCCCCGUCAAUCCUAGCUGUCACAUAAUCCUGUACCACCAUGUUGUGAACUACUUCCAGUGGAAGCCUGUACAGAAAACUAGCCUGUGCAUCAUCCUAAUUACUUUUGUACAAAAGUAGUGAAGAGAAAACUAACUGGGAUGACACCCAGGCUAUACACAAACAAAAACAAAAUACACUUGCUCUUUUUCAUGUACACAAUGCACAACAAAAGCAUAAAUACAUUUACCAACAACACACAUGAAGACAAUUCUACAUUAGCCGCCAUCAAUAUUUACAUGUUACUGGUACUAAUUUUGUGCUGGACCUUUCCACACUUGGGUAUAUGGGGAAACAAUGUGAUUCUAAAGUAUGCACAGUUACAUAGUCAUUCUUUAUGACAUCCUUUGUCCAAAAAGAAGUUUAAAUACUGUAAAUGAAACUCUGUCUUCCCUACAUCCUUUACUGUGCCUACAACAGUGUCCAAAUUAAGAAGAAAAUAGCAAAGGCUGAAGUAACAGAAUGUGAAGACCACAACACUGAUUUUCUUUGGACGCUCCAGUUUUCCUACACAUAUGAUGCCUCUUUACAUUACUCUGGGCCAUAAACUUAGUCCUGUUGCACAUCUUGCAGACAGUUUACUAACAGAAGUGCAUAAACUUGCCCCCCCCCCCCCAACACAUGAUGAUGAUGAUGAGUAACGAAAACAUCAAGAAAGAAAGAACAAACUAACAAUGGAUUACAAGAGAUUUUUUUGUCUUUGGCAUCUGUUUUUUAAUGUUUCGUUCUCGUUAGAACAGAAGCCUCUUACAUAGAGGAGGCCAAAGUCAAAAGAGAUGAUGGUUUCUAAAAGUCUCCUUUACAUCGUUUUAAUGUGCUUGUUCAUAAACAAGACUUGUUUGAAGAAUGAUAAAUCCAAAUGCCAUGUAAAAAAAAUGUUGAAAAGAUUAUUCUAAAUUAGGCUGUCUCUUAGGUACAACCGUUUCUUCAAGUAACUGACUUUGCCCUCAUGUUCCUUGAAAAUGCCAUAUAAGAUAGAUAUAUACAACAGUUGGUAGCUCACAAGUUUGGCCUAUCUAGGUUACUGUCUUUUACUGCAAUACUGGAAGACAGGCUCUUUGACUUGUCCAAGUUGUGUAAUGAAAUAAUUCUGUGCCAAUAAAAACAUCCAAAAUAAACCCAAAGUGUUUUACUUGUGUAUAUAUACCUGCAUGCCAAUGUGAACCACAAAUAUGUCUACUUUAUAUACUGUACAUUUCUCUCGUAGUUUGGUCCAACAAUUUUCCUCCAUUUUGAAACCUUUACUGGCCAACAUUAACAUAAUAUCCAUAAACAUCAUAUCAGAAAAUGAAAAUAUCCAAAACAUGAGCAAAUCUGUCUUGGUGUUUAGAAGAAGACUAAAAAAAAUCAUUUCUGGGACAUGCCUGUGAGACUGAUUUGUAGAACAAAAGUAAAACACCUAAAAAUAAAAACAACAACAACACAGAAACAACAAAAAUCUUGCCUUCCACUACAAUUUGCACAAAGCCUAUUGCAAACUUCCUUGCCCCCAGAGUGGGUGUGCAACUGAUUCAAAAGUGUCAGCGUAGCUUGAAGUACAAAACACCCAAUGUUAAUUUGAACUUGCAUUCCCCACAAAGCUACAACAGUAAUUUUGUGUCAUGUAUUACAGUUCAUACAGUGUCUCGUUUCACAACAGCCAUAGUUGCAUGAAAAGAAUUGGUAGCACUAGCCAACACUCAACCCCUAUUUCCACCAUAGAGUCAAGUCAUUCUUCCUACUUUAUGACAAGAUUUAUCAGUCUGAGAUACAUGAUGUUCAUCUUCUUCAAGAAAAGCUACCUACAUAAAAUAAGAACAAAGUACAAAAGAAGAAAUAACACAACAAAACAAGAAAUAGUUCAUAAAUAUCAUUGACUAAACUCUAGUACUAUUUACAAGAUGAGGAAGCUAUAAUAAUUUCAUUGAAAGCAACUUCAGAAUUUGCUAAGUGAAAAAUCCCCAUGUCAAAAAAAAA